Molecule: messenger RNA, 1029 nt
Organism: Canariomyces notabilis
Lineage: Eukaryota; Fungi; Ascomycota; Sordariomycetes; Sordariales; Chaetomiaceae
Exons: 3
Coding region: 1-1029 (342 amino acids)
Source: RefSeq, a predicted model, not a curated record
AUGCCGUCUUCAAGCUCCAGAUCCAAGCCAAAGCCAUCGGAGGUCGCCUCAGAGGCCAAGCGACAUUACAUACCUCUGAUCAGGACACAGUAUGCCUCGAUCUGGGCAACCAGCUCAUACAUGAUUCACCACCCCCUACAACAGAUUACCUUUCUCGACAGGCCACUCGAUGUUACACCUCCUGUUUUCUGCGUGACUGUCGGGGAUCCUGUCGACUUCGCGAUCGGAUGGGGGGAAGGAACACAGUCGCCAGUGCCAUUCAUAUGCCCAGCCAAUGAUAGGCGCCCCGGAGGUGACUGGGACACGGGGGUUGUAGGCUAUGAGGAGCGCCUCUGCCGGCGAAGCACGCUUGCAGCAUGCUUGUCCACUCCAGAGGAUGGAUCUUCUGUCAACGGCCAUUAUCCGCUCCCCAUAUCCGCUGUGAUCGUCUCACGUGACGUUGUUGUGUUCCGUGGACCCCACGACACAUACGAUAAACGGGCCCCAGAUGCGUGGCGCGCGCUGCCUGUCGUGUCAGUGCCUCCGCCACGCUGGCCGAAGCUGACGCAGAACGGCACCAAGUAUUCAUUUGCCGACGAGCGCGAUAUGGUUAAGGAGAAGCUUCGUGGCGCGCUCCGCAUCUGUGCCUACAACAACUACAGCACCAUUGUCAUCGGAGACUUCGGUCUUGGCAACGGCUACCGCAAUCCGCCCCAAGAACUUGCUGAGCUGUGGCGGGAGGUGUUCCUCUACGACCCUGACCUGCGUGGCCGCAUCAAAAACGUGGCAUUCGUGUUUGAGGACCCGACCCAGAGCACGGCGCAGCUGAUACUGGACGACAUGGCUAAAAAGGCCAGGAGCAACGGCAGCAGUGCAUCAGGUAGAUCCAAGGCGAAGGGCAGCUCGUUGGGCUCGGCCUUGGGCUCGUCAGCAGCCAAGAUAUCCACCACCGACUACCAAAUCUUCAAGCAGGUGUUUGAUCACACCGAGGUGCAAAGAUUUCUUGGGCAGCCUGACCCGAGAUACGAACUGAGCACUCUAAUCGCCUGA